AUGGAAGGAAAUGAGGGAUGGUAUCUGCAUACAGCACAUCUCAAACGCCGUGUGAAUCGGGGAAAGGGGGUUGGUCCGCCAAUCCGCCACAGCCUCCGCCGUAAUCUUUGUUCCGUCGAUUCGGCAGAAGUACACACACCGAGUACGAUCAAGAGGAUUGUGAAUAGAGCCCGUGACAUUGGUGCUGUGCACCGCGCCGGUGGAGACGCGAAGUUUCCGCAUAACUUUCUGGGUUUGAGAGACCCCAUUGGAGGGGAUGUGAGGAAUAGUCUGGUUCAAUGA
Messenger RNA from Phytomonas sp. EM1, 282 nucleotides. The record is from the annotation of a GenBank genome assembly. NCBI's taxonomy places the organism in Eukaryota, Euglenozoa, Kinetoplastea, Trypanosomatida, Trypanosomatidae.